CAAGAUCGAGGAGAGGCCGUGUCCAGGACCCAGCCCCAUGCAGGGAGGGAACGAAGAUCAGAGCAUGGAGGAUGCUAGCAUGUCGGCCUACAAGCUUGUGCGGCAUCGUAGCGACCCCUCGUCGGCGGCUCCUGAGAAACCAUGCCGGCUCAACACGGUCUCGUACUUUGCUCGCUGGAAGAACGAGAGCUCCGGGAAGAUGUUUUCUCGCAUCACUGGCGUGCUGGAUGGGAGCAACGUGAUCUUGAACGGGCAUCGUUACGAUGGCCUGAAGGACUUCCUUGCAGACGUGAAGCAAGGGUUCCAGCUCGAGCUGCCUGGAUAUACAACGGGAGAGAACCCCUCUCUCAGUGGAGCAGGAGACCAAGAGGCAGGGCAAGAGGCAGGGCAGGGUGCGCCUGAGGUGCCACAAACUCCUAAGAGGCCGACGAGCUAUGCGGACGGGGAGGCUUCUCGGUACCGCCUGCUGCAGAUGCUGCAUGACUCUUCGGCUGCAGACGGUCAGUGAGUAGGUUGAGCAUGUGCUGUUGGUUCUUGCGCGAACAGUGACGAGGAAGGUGUGAGUGUAGUGAUGUAAUGACAGUAGAGAACUCUUGUUGAUUAGCGGACUUUGAAUGAUUGACAUCUUGUAUAUAAAGAUACUUGGAAC
Molecule: messenger RNA, 649 nt
Organism: Guillardia theta CCMP2712
Lineage: Eukaryota; Cryptophyceae; Pyrenomonadales; Geminigeraceae
Exons: 1
Coding region: 38-508 (156 amino acids)
Source: RefSeq, a predicted model, not a curated record